Molecule: messenger RNA, 2127 nt
Organism: Struthio camelus australis
Lineage: Eukaryota; Metazoa; Chordata; Aves; Struthioniformes; Struthionidae
Gene: ALDH8A1
Product: aldehyde dehydrogenase 8 family member A1
Biological process (GO): retinoic acid metabolic process
Molecular function (GO): retinal dehydrogenase (NAD+) activity
Source: RefSeq, a predicted model, not a curated record
AUACAUAAAAAACUACUAAUCUAAAUUGACGCCUCUUAGGAAAAAAAAAUCGUAGAUAAAGCAAGCUGCUAACAAUGUCUUCCUCAAAGGCUCUUUUAGUGCUGGAAAACUUUAUAGCUGGCAAAUUUGUUCCUUGUUCCUCCUACAUAGACUCCUAUAAUCCGUCAACAGGAGAUAUCUACUGCAGGGUGCCAGACAGUGGCAAAGAAGAGGUGGAAGCUGCUGUCAGAGCUGCCAAAGAUGCCUUCCCAAUUUGGUCCUCAAAAAGUCCAUUGGAAAGAUCUCAGAUCCUAAACAAACUGGCAGACCUGAUUGAACAUGACCUGGAAGCGUUUGCACAAGCAGAGUCAAAGGAUCAGGGCAAAACUGUUACAUUUGCUAGGACAGUGGAUGUCCCUCGGGCAGUGUACAACUUCCGAUUCUUCGCCUCCUCUAUCCUUCAUCACACGACAGAGUGCACCGAGAUGGCAGCCGUGGGCUGCCUGCAUUACACCGCUAGGACACCUGUGGGAAUUGCUGGUUUAAUCAGUCCUUGGAAUUUGCCACUAUACUUAUUGACCUGGAAAAUAGCUCCUGCCAUUGCAUGUGGAAAUACUGUAGUUGCCAAGCCAAGCGAGAUGACAUCUGUCACAGCUUGGAUGAUGUGCAAGCUCUUUGGUAAAGCAGGAAUACCCCAUGGGGUGGUGAACAUGGUGUUUGGAAUGGGCUCCAAGGCAGGAGAAGCUAUCGUCUGCCAUCCCGAUGUGCCGCUGAUCUCCUUCACGGGAAGCACGCUCACGGCCCAGCGCAUCACAGAGAAAAGUGCCCCUCACUGUAAAAAGCUUUCCCUGGAACUGGGAGGCAAGAAUCCUGCCCUCGUCUUUGAUGAUGCUGACUUGAACCAAUGCAUCCCUGCCACCGUGAGGUCCAGCUUUGCCAACCAGGGUGAGAUCUGUCUCUGCACCUCCAGGAUCUUUGUUCAGAGGGGCAUAUAUAAUGAAUUUCUGAAGAAGUUUGUAGCAGAGACUAAGAAGUGGAAGGUUGGAAACCCCUCAGAUCCUACUGUCGACGUGGGAGCACUAAUAAGUAAAGAGCAUCUAGAAAAGGUAAGGAACUACGUGAAGAAAGCCCAGGCUGAAGGAGCCAGGAUCCUUUGUGGAGAGGGAGUGGAUUCCUUGGCUCUCCCAGCUGGCAACGAGAAAGGGUAUUUCAUGCUGCCCACAGUUAUUACGGAAGUCAAGGAUGAAUCUUGUUGCAUGCAAGAAGAGAUCUUUGGUCCUGUAACAUGUGUGGUAGCAUUUGAUACAGAAGAAGAAGUGAUUGAGAGAGCCAACGGUGUCAAAUAUGGCUUGGCAGCCACUAUAUGGUCCAGCAAUGUGAGCCGCGUUCAUCGAGUGGCACAAAGACUACAAUCUGGAUUGGUGUGGACCAACUGCUGGCUUGUUAGAGACCUGAACUUGCCAUUUGGUGGGAUGAAAGCCUCAGGUGUAGGAAGGGAGGGAGCAAAGGAUUCCUAUGAGUUUUUCACUGAGGUCAAAACCAUCACAAUAAAGCACUGACGUGUGUCAAUGAAAGUAUUUUAAGGUGAAAUAAAUGACAGUUAUUUGAGUCACCAUGAAUGUCUUUCUGGAACAGACUGCUAUUUUGGCCAGCUUUUUCUUAAACUCUGGUCAAGCAGUAUCAGUGAUGGCUGAAAACAGUCUCCACAGAUGGUAAUGUUGAAUGUAGCCUUUCAUGUUAGACAGGAAGCUCAGUGUGGACUCCACAGCUAACCUAUCCCAAACCAGAUGAGUUGAUUGUCUCACAGAUCCUAAAGUUUUUUCAAUAUUCCUAUCUAAAAAAUCUUUCCCUCUAAGGCAGACUGGAGACAGGAUGAUAUACAACUGUAUCUGUGGUUGGUGAAUUAUGAGAGACAAAGAGGCAAGUACAUGGAGAGGUAGAUAUUGUAAUGGGAAUCAUCCCAUUUCCACUAUAAAUAGUAAGUUCCACAUGCUAAUCCAUUUUACACUUCUCUAUCAGACAAGGACUAAUGCAUUUGCCCACUAAAUGCCUGAGGCAGUGUCUUUUAAUCUAUUAAGUUGUAUAAAGCUAUAGAGUCAUGAAAUUCUCAUGACAUACAGAGACAAUAAACAUUUUAAUUAUAACCUG